Molecule: messenger RNA, 825 nt
Organism: Besnoitia besnoiti
Lineage: Eukaryota; Apicomplexa; Conoidasida; Eucoccidiorida; Sarcocystidae
Exons: 8
Coding region: 1-825 (274 amino acids)
Source: RefSeq, a predicted model, not a curated record
AUGUCGGCUACUUCACUUUCUACAGAGCCUGAAUUCGCCGCUUGCGGAGAGCAUGCAUCCUUUGUAGUUUACGGGCCCGGCCGCAGCGAAACAUCUUCGCUGUUCGGAGGCACUGGAUCGGGUGCCCAAGACGGAAUCUUGUUUUUGGCUGUUGAAGAUUUGUUCUCGAAACUCUUGCUGAAGCAGCUCUCUGGAUUGCGAGGUCCGAUAGCUGCCGAGGCAUACAGGGCGUCAAUGCGGCGCAUUCUUUGCCACUUCAGGCGAGCGUCGAAGGGGUGCUUCCCGUUCUAUUAUCCUCAGCAGAAGAGGGUCACCAAAGACGCACAGUGCGUAACUGGGCGGCUCACGUUCCUCGACAUCGGCGCCAACAGUGCCAGUGUUGUCAAACGUCACGGGAGUUGCCUGGAAGCGGAUCGAGGAGCUGUGUCUCCUCCUGACGCACUUGCGCGUGCGAUAUUUCGAGCUGUAGUGGAUUCUGAUCCUGCACAUUCUCCUCGGUUGCCGCGAGAGCCUCGCGGAAACGCCAAGUUCGCUCGCAUCAUUCAAAACAUUCUUGAGGUAUCUUCACUUACGAGUCUGUUGGUCUGCAUCAACCCUACUCCCGGGGGCUAUGAGGCAGCACAACAGGCGUGCGACGAGCUAACGCAAGAGAUGUUUGAGGCCAAAGAAGCGGCGAAGAACAGGGUAGGCGGCACACAGCGAUCAUCGCAGGCUCCGCAACAUCUGUUUCCCAUGGCAAACGCGACCGAAAUAAGAUUAGAGAGAGAGCUGAUCACGACUUGCACACGCACAGGGAGGCGUUCGAAAGAGCUGAAAACCGAUUAA